Molecule: messenger RNA, 1462 nt
Organism: Argentina anserina (silverweed cinquefoil)
Lineage: Eukaryota; Viridiplantae; Streptophyta; Magnoliopsida; Rosales; Rosaceae
Product: trihelix transcription factor GT-1-like
Exons: 5
Coding region: 85-1227 (380 amino acids)
Source: RefSeq, a predicted model, not a curated record
UCCUCCUCCUUUCCCCUUUCGUCUUCCUCCUCCUCUACACUCACAUGCCAUUCCCCCAAAACUUCCGACCAAUCACAGCCCGCCAUGUACAUCUCGGAAAAGCCCCACCCAAUCGACUUCUACAAGUCCUCCUCCCCCGACCGCGACCUCAUGAUGGACGUCGUCUACGCCCCCGCAGCCAACACCAGCAGCGGCGGCGAGGGCGUCCCCAAGAAGCGCGCCGAGACUUGGGUCCAGGAAGAGACCCGCAGCCUGAUCAGCUUCCGCCGCGAGGUCGACGGCCUCUUCAACACGUCGAAGUCGAACAAGCAUCUUUGGGAGCAGAUCUCGGCCAAGAUGAGAGACAAAGGGUUCGACAGAAGCCCCACCAUGUGUACGGACAAGUGGAGGAACUUACUUAAGGAGUUCAAGAAGGCAAGACAUCAAGUUAAAGUGGGGAGUAGGUCUGCUAAGAUGUCGUACUAUGAAGACUUACAUGAGUUGCUUAGGGAUAGGACUAGCCAUAAUAGUGGUGGCAAUAUUGGUGGAAAUGAUAAUGGUGUUUCUGGUUAUAAUAAGAGGCCUAAUUCGCCUGCGAAGCUCGAAGCUUUUAUACGUUUCUCUGAUAAGAGUCUGGAGGAUGCUAGCAUUCCAUUUGGACCUAUGGAAGCUGCUGACCGGACAGCAGUGGACUUGGAGAGGCAGUUGGAUCAUGAUGGCGAUCCUCUGGCGAUUACUGCGGGUGAUGGAGUGGCAGCAAAUGAGGUUCCUCCGUGGAAUUGGAGGGAAGGCCCUGAGAAUGGAGGGGAGGGACACUCAUCUUAUUGUGGGAGGAUUAUAACUGUGAAGUUGGGAGAAUACAACAGAAGAAUUGGUAUUGAUGGAACUGCUGAUGCCAUUAAGGAGGCAAUCAAAUCUGCAUUCAGAAUAAGAACUAAGCGAGCAUUUUGGUUGGAGGAUGAGUAUCAGGUUGUGCGGAGUCUUGAUAGGGAUAUGCCUUUGGGAAAUUACACUCUCCACCUUGAUGAAGGAGUAACUAUAAAACUUUGCCUCUGUGAUGAAUCUGACCGUAUAGUUCGCACUGAAGAAAUAACAUUCUACACUGAGGAUGACUUUCGGGACUUCCUUACACGUCGCGGCUUGAUUGGUUUAAGGGAUUUAAGAGAAUUAAGUGGCUACAGACGCAUUGAUACUUUAGAUGAUCUUCAGUCUGGUGCAAUGUAUCAGGGGGUGAGACUUCCACUAUGAUACUCAUACAACUCAUACAGUUGGAUCUGUCUUCCUCCUUUUCUUGUUACCAAUCCUAAACCACAUGUAAGAAGGCUGUUGAUUCAUGAUGUAAAACUGUAAAAGCCAAGUGACAGUCAUCUGAGUUAGCAUUGUAUAAAACUGAUGUACAUACCACAGGACGCCCAUCUUUUUAGGUCUGUUCUAUCCUCUCUUUUACUUUCCAUUUUAAUCGAUUCAUCUCUCAAAUUGAGCA